AUGAUAAAGAUUAUUAACAUUGCCUUUUAUUUAAUUUUUUUAAAUUCAUAUAUUUGUGAAAACAAUAUAAGUUUGAUAAAUAAAUCUGAAAGCACUCAAUUUGUAGAUUUGCAAAAACCUAAUUUAAGACAUGGAGGUUUAAGUAAUAGUUAUACUAUAAGAGAGAAAUAUAAUAAUUUAGGAAGAACAGAUGAAAAAUUACAAAACAUCCAAGGGUUUUAUAACACCAAUGACAUUCAAACAAUUCAAGGUCAAGAUGAUUCUAUACAAGCCGCUGUAGAUCCAAUUGCUCCAGAACAUGCAAGCAAAGAAAGCUCACUAGACGAAACUUCGCAAGCACAGUUACGUGAAAAAGGUGGUAGUGGAACAGGGGAUCAUACAAGUACUCGAGAAGAAAAAACAAAAACAGAAAGUGGACAAAAUGAAUCUGAAGAUGGCAAAUCAGCUGUAGGAAAUCCUACACCAAAUUUAGAACAUGCAACAGCAGGAGAACAACCUAUAACAAGUCCUUCAACUGAAGGAUUAAUACCAAGUGUAAAAAAUCCAGAAGAUAGUAAAGCGCAAAAUCAAUUACAAACAAUUCCAGAUCAUCAAGAACAACAAGAACCAGCUCCUUCUGGUGGUUUAGAACAAACAAAGAUUGUCGGUGGAGUAACAGUUGACAAUAAAGAUGGUACAGGCUCACAAAUGGAUGGGCAACAUGCGGACAAGCAAGAACAUGAUGCCGUAGAUGAUGAGGAAGAUGAGGAUGAUGAUGACGAUGACGAGGAAAGUGCAGGUGAAGAACAAGAUGAAGAUAUAGAUACAGGUAAUGGUGUAGACGGUAAACCUGAAGAAAAAGGUAAGAAGAAAAAAAAAAAAGAAAAAGACAAACCAUCAUUAUCAACAGAACCACAAGCAGCACAAGAUAGUGUAGAGCAACCUCAACCUAUUCAGAGUGAUUCGGCAGUAACAGAGAGCGCUCAAAAACAUAGUUCUCAAGAACAUGCAGAAAGCGCAAGUGUAGUUGAUACAUUAACACCGAGAACAGUAGCAGGAGUCACAAAUGAAGAUGAAAAUUUGCCACGUGAAGAUGCUUUACAAGAAAAAGCAUUAACACCAGAAGUAAAACCAAAGCCGGAAGUAUCAUCACAGGAAACCAAAGUUAUAGAAGAGGGAACUGUAGGGGGAAGUACAAGUGGUCAUUCUACAGAAUUACCAACAGAUCAAAGUGAUUUAAAUGCUGCAAAAGAAGUAGACAAGGUACAAACAAGUGAACAAGAAAAGCAAACACCCAUAAUACAAGAGAUUGCUGUUCCUGAAGGUAGCUAUGAUGAGGGAGAUGAAGAUGUGGAAGAAGAAGAAGAUGAAGUAGAUGAAGAAGAAGAAGAAGAUGAGGAUGAGGAUGACGAAGAAGAAUUAAAUGAAGAAGAGGAAUUAGAUGGCGAAUUAGAUUAUGAAGAAAUAGAAGAAGGUGAAGUUGAAGUUGAAGAUGAAGGUGAAGGAGAAGGAGAAGAUGAAGAUGAUGAUAGUGGAGGUGAAAAUGAAAGUAGUCCGAGUGAUGAAAGAGAAACAAGAGAUAGACAAAUGGAAAAUGGGGAUAUGCAGAAACAUGAGAAACAACCAACAGAUGAUAUCUUAUCUGAGGAAGAAAUUUCAGAGUCUGCAAUUGAGAAACAAAAAAAACAAGAAGAGUCUUCAAGAAAAGCAGAACAAGAUCAGUCACAGGAACAUUCUGAACAACAAAAACAAAAGGAAAUUAAGCCUCCAUCAAAUGAUAGUAGUGCUCAUAAAUCAUUAAUUAAAGACUUUAAAGAUGAUACUAAGGUUAAAAAAGAAGCAGAAAAUAAAGUAAAAAAUAUGAUAAAUUUAAUUGGUGAUAGUGGAGUUGUUGAUACAUUGAAAGAUUUGGCCAAAGAUAUGGCUCAAAUUUUUCUUAAUCUUUAA
Molecule: messenger RNA, 1926 nt
Organism: Plasmodium gallinaceum
Lineage: Eukaryota; Apicomplexa; Aconoidasida; Haemosporida; Plasmodiidae
Product: MSP3-like protein
Exons: 1
Coding region: 1-1926 (641 amino acids)
Source: RefSeq, a predicted model, not a curated record